This is a messenger RNA of Rosa chinensis, 795 nucleotides long. RefSeq lists its product as uncharacterized. Bases 1 to 795 code for a protein of 264 amino acids. NCBI's taxonomy places the organism in Eukaryota, Viridiplantae, Streptophyta, Magnoliopsida, Rosales, Rosaceae. Gene Ontology annotation, molecular function: catalytic activity. The transcript has a single exon. The record is from RefSeq and is a predicted model, not a curated record.
AUGCUACAGGGAAACAUUUUGAUAUGGAAUUGCAGAGGCAUAGUCUGCAAUGAGACACAACGAGCCCUUAUCGACUUGGUCCAGUUGAAGAAACCGAAUCUGAUUUUUUUGGCUGAAACCCUUGCGAAACCGUCUUGCAUAGACUCUAUAACAAGCCGGCUUGGCUUUGCUGGAAGUAUAUGUUAUACACACGAAGAGGGAUCCCAAGGUCUGGCUUUACUCUGGAGCAAUGGGAUUCAUGUUGAUCUGCGCACAAAAUCUCCUCAUCACAUUGAUGUUGAGGUUUGUGAACAAGGAAGCCAUGCUUCUUACCGUUUCACUGGAAUUUAUGGCUUCGCUGCACGGGGAGAACGCAAUAGAACAUGGGAUUUAAUUCGAACCCUAGCGGCUGAAAGAUGUGAUCUGGCUUGGCUCAUGGCAGGUGAUUUUAAUGAAAUCAUGUGCCAGGCUGACAAGUCCGGCGGAGUACCACGAGCUGUUGCACCCAUGGCUUCAUUUAGACAUACGAUGGUGGAUUGUGGCCUCGUUGAUAUGGGAUUCAGUGGCAGUAGGUAUACUUGGUCCAAUAAGUUUACCAAAGAACGUCUUGACAGAAGUUUUCAAUCAAUUCAAUGGAGGGAUUCUUACCCUUACAGUAGGACAAUCACACUACCACCAAAUGAGUCUGAUCAUUGCCCCAUCCUUGUUGAAGUGCGAUCUGAGCAACAUCAUUUCAGGAAAGCUAGCAGAAGAUUUAGGUUUGAAGAAAUGUGGCAUGGCAAUGAACAAUGCCAUGCCAUCAUUCAAAAGAACUAG